ACUUGUAGUGACAUCUAAAGACGUACUGUCUGUCGCCACUUAUACUAACCGAUAUCACACUAACAGCUACAAAAACUCAAGUGGAUCAAAUCUAAUUAUUCCUUCUUGUCACGCAUAUGGCCUCCAUUUCCAGAACUCAACGCGCCGCCGAGCUCCGAUCCGGCGGCAAAAUAGUCCGAGCUAGGCGAACCGUUGCUCCCAGGACUCCCUACGAGCGGCCUCCUCGAUUCCUGCCCAAUUCGCCUCCUCAAAACCCUAAUUGGCUCUCAAGACUCAUUUUGUCUCCUACUCGUAUGAUUGCUAACGGUGCCGGUAAAGUUCUUUCCUCUGUCUUCGGUCCCGUCUCCUCCUCCUCCUCCUCCUCCUCCUCUUCGUCUUCUGGUGGCGAUUUCACUUCAGAGGAUGAUGCAGAUGAUGCCAAUGAUGACAAUGUUAUCGCUUCUCAGGAUGCUACCAGACUGGAAAAGAAUCAGACAUUUGAAAAGAUAAAUGCCUCAAGGAAAGAUCCCCAGGUUUUAGAGUGGAAGAGUGAAACAAAGCGUGCAAUUGAACAGAUUAUCAUGCGGGAAACUUUCUCGAGGGAAGAAUGCGAUAGAUUAAUACAUAUUAUCAAAUCAAGAGUUGUGGAUUCUCCCAUCACUGGAGGCCUAGCUGGGAGACUAAAUGAGAUACCUGACUCGACAGGUUUCAGGGAUGUUGAUAUGCCUGAUAUCUGCUGUGCAGCCAUUUCAGUGGCUAAAAAAUGGAUAGAGGAGAAGAAAUUGGUGUCAAAUUCAAAGUCAGAAUUGGAGUGUGGAACCUGUACUCUGAAUACUGCUAUGUUGCCACAAGUUACAGAAGAUGAAGUGGGUUCACCUGCGGACAUAGCCAAAUCUUACAUGCAAGCACGCCCCCCGUGGGCAUCUCCAUCCCUGAGCAACAUUCAGUUACAAUCUCCAUCACCAAUGGGGAUACAGCUUUUUAAGGAAGAAAAACCAAAUUUAUUUGGUGGCAGUUCUAUGCCUUCAUCCAAGCUGUUUAGGAAUUCCUCCGCCACUGGUUCUUGGAAUAUACUGGAGGAAGUACGAAAAGUGAGAUCUAAGGCAACUGAAGAGAUGUUGAGGACUCGACCAUCGUCAAUAAUUGAUUGGCCUACAUUAGCUUCAGAUGACAAAAGGAGCCCUUAUUCAUUGGUACCUGAUAAAGCAGAACCUGUUUCACAGAUAGCACAACAAGGAUUGCAGAAUGAAGCUUCUCCACCAGAUGUAGCUACCUCAAUUUGCAAACAAAGUCAGUAUCUGGGAGCAACACAGAUCAUUGAAGGAGUUGAAGAAGGGAGCCAUGGACAAAGACUCGAACCUUCAGAAUAUAUGAAGAUUUCACGACCAUGUGGUGAUGCUCAUGUUGAUGAGCCCAACGAUGCUGAUGGGGUUUGCGAACCUUUGAACCAUACAGUUGCGGGAGAUACUCGAGAUUCAACAUUACAUGAAAUAAAUUGUUCAACCAUGGCAGAAGUUGCUGAAAGGAAUGUUGCAGUUACUGCAAAUGGUUUCCCUCCUUCAGGAUCUAGUUUGGCUGCAAGUCUGCAAGGAGAAGAGAAGUCUAAGCCAUCUGAUGAGCAGCACCAUUUGGUUGAUUCUGCCCAUGACAACUUAACAAGAGGUGCUCCUGUUGGUGAGACUUGUGAGCAUUUGAGUGAAUCUUACAUGGAGGUGGCAAUUGUGAAUGAAAAUGGCACGGAACCUGCAGGUUCCCAAAAUAGUUCUAGCUUGCACCAUGAAGAGUUAUCGCAGGAUUUGCCCCCACCAAAUUUGAAGCGUAAUGCCGUCAAGAGCAAUGAUGUUGCGGUCAUUGAGAAGCGUACAAGGAAACGGAUAUAUAGAUCACGGGUUUAAUAAUCUUUUUUAUUGCAUCUGUAUUUUACUGUAAAAUGGACUGUAAACUAGUGUAGAAGAAAAGAUGGCACCACGACAGGCAUUUGUAAACUGUAGGGACAUGGAUAAUUGUUAGUUUAGUAUUUAACCGAGCAGGUUUUUGGCCAUUGAAUUGGGUGGUGCCAAAACCGGCGUCUGUAAACUGUAAUGAGAUGGAUAAUUGUUUAGCAUUUAACCAAGUAGGCGUUUGCCUUAAAGCCA
Molecule: messenger RNA, 2114 nt
Organism: Hevea brasiliensis (rubber tree)
Lineage: Eukaryota; Viridiplantae; Streptophyta; Magnoliopsida; Malpighiales; Euphorbiaceae
Product: protein KAKU4
Exons: 13
Coding region: 117-1874 (585 amino acids)
Biological process (GO): nuclear membrane organization
Cellular component (GO): nuclear envelope
Source: RefSeq, a predicted model, not a curated record